CCACCCACCGACCCACCCGCCGAAACCAGAAGCCACAAACCCCUAUCUUCCCCCAGCUACAAAUACCAAAAACGACCCAACCAAAAUUUCACCCACAGAGCGAAAAACCACCCAAAAAAGAAAUUUCCAGAGUCCCCAAUGGCGAGCCAACCCGGUCGUCUGAUCGCUGUAGCCGUUGACCCCGGAGAUGAGAGCCUGUACGCGUUGACUUGGUGCCUCAACAACGUGGUGACGAAGCCGAAGCCCGAGGAGGAUUCCAAGGAUACCCUCGUCCUCCUCUACGCUCGCCCGCCUCGCGCUCUCUAUCCUUCAAUGGACGGAACGGGGUACUUGUUUUCGUCGGAUAUAAUGGCGAGCAUGGAUCGGUACGGGAGAGAGGUGGCGGAUACGGUGAUUGAGAGAGCUAGGAAGACUUGUGCGAGUUAUCCAUACGUGAAUGUAGAAUCAAAAGUGGAGGUUGGAGACCCCAGAGACGUAAUCUGUGAGGCAGUGGAGAAGCUCAACGCUGAUCUUUUGGUAAUGGGAAGCCAUGGUUAUGGUCUCAUCAAGAGGGCGUUUUUGGGAAGUGUCAGCAACCACUGCGCACAGAACGUCAAGUGCCCUGUUCUGAUCGUGAAGAGGCCUAAACAGUGAUCAAACUUGUUCUUCUUGUUUUUUUGGGCAUGUAAAUAACUAAUAAUUGUGUAGUGACAUGCAAAUGCUUGGUUUUGUUGUCGGGGUCUGUCUAUGUAAUUUUGUAGGUUUUGUUGCCGUGGUCAGUGUCCGUACUUUGUUGUUUGAUUUGGUUAAUUUUGGGAUUUCUCAGUUAAUGAUUAAUGUGGCUAUUGGAUUAUGUUGUAGCCUU
This is a messenger RNA of Asparagus officinalis (garden asparagus), 844 nucleotides long. RefSeq names its product universal stress protein PHOS34-like. Lineage: Eukaryota; Viridiplantae; Streptophyta; Magnoliopsida; Asparagales; Asparagaceae. The record is from RefSeq and is a predicted model, not a curated record. The transcript is spliced from 4 exons. Bases 139 to 633 code for a protein of 164 amino acids.